CUUUUAUGGCUUAUUGGUUAUGAUAGUUGAGUUUUCGGGCUUCAAUUCUAAGUAUACCAACAAACCUGCUGUGUAAACUAUUUGUGAUUUCUAUGUCGUAUAAUCUUUCCGCAUUCAGAUGAUAAUUCGCGAAUUUGCUGUGAACAAAUUGACAUAAAUAUUAAUUUCAACUUUUUUUAUUCAUUUUUUUUUGUUUCCUUGCCAAUUUUGUUUCCACCUAUUUUUCUUGGAAAUCGUUUAGCGACCUGAAAAUCAAUAAGUCUAUUAGUGAAACUGAGAUUUGUCAAAAAGGCGGGCCAGACCUGACGUCUUUGGGUGUCACGGUAGACUAUAAAAAUGGUAGAGAUCCAUGUCUUUAGUCAGAACAACCAAACAACUCGCGAUGUCAAGUUCAAGAUUAUUUUUUAUAUUAUUCGCAAUUGGUGCAGCCGAUCUUGCGGCGGCUAAAUGCAGGAAUCUACCAUUGAGACCAAUCGACUGGACGCGGUUUUCAGGUAUGUGGUAUAAUACCUUCAGUUACAAAGAUGAUCCAACACAAAUUGAAGGACUCUGCAACAGCAUGGUGGUCGUCGGUACAAAAGGAUACGAGGGAGUUGCUGUUGUUAGAAACGUUAUGCCAGGAACCGCUAAUAAUACGGAGGGAGAAGAACAUGUGCUGGCAAGCGUUCCAGAAUACUUCCGUAGUUUGGAUCCAGGUGUUUACCAGCUCGACCCUUUGUCGCAAAUAGAAUGGAUGAAUAUUCACGAAUUAGAAAAACUCAUGCCAAGAAAUAAGAUCACUUCUUUCAUGAACGCAAUUUCGAAGCAUUACACAAACCCAUUUCAAAUCACCGCGGGAGAAAACUUCUUCAUGAUUCACCAAUGCGAUUGCACCGAGGACAAAGACAUGGUUUGGAUAUACACGACGAAUCCUAAUCUGACAGAAGAGGAAACGAAGAGUGUCCGGGAACAUUUGGUUUCGAGGGGCAUUGAUGUGGAGCUGCAGAGCAAUGGAGCAUGCUUCGAUUCCUUGAAUUAUAUUUAUGAGAAAGCCAAUGGAAUUAAGAAAUAAUUUCUUGUAAUUUCCAAAAUAUUUAUCCAUAUGUUGACUUCAUGUGUUUACUUUUCACAAUCAUGACUGCUAAUUAUGCUCGAUGAGUUCUUUCAUUGUGAAUGAUCUUUAAACACAAAUGCUACUUUGGGAUGUCUUAUUUUCUACAAAAUAAAGACAUAUUAUA
Molecule: messenger RNA, 1217 nt
Organism: Styela clava
Lineage: Eukaryota; Metazoa; Chordata; Ascidiacea; Stolidobranchia; Styelidae
Source: RefSeq, a predicted model, not a curated record